Molecule: messenger RNA, 807 nt
Organism: Pichia membranifaciens NRRL Y-2026
Lineage: Eukaryota; Fungi; Ascomycota; Pichiomycetes; Pichiales; Pichiaceae
Exons: 1
Coding region: 1-807 (268 amino acids)
Biological process (GO): carbohydrate metabolic process
Source: RefSeq, a predicted model, not a curated record
AUGACAGUUACAGUGGAGUCUCAAUUGGUCGGUUCGGCAGACCUGAACUCCAAAUACAUGUCCAAGUAUGAGAUAGUGUGUGAUAUGGGUGAAGGUUUUGGGAAAUACAAAAUGGGCCCGGAUACUGAAAUCAUGCCUCUUAUUGAUGUUGCCAAUGUUGCGUGUGGUUUCCAUGCGGGCGACUAUAACAUUAUGAAACAGAUGGUGACAUUGGCCAAACAGCACAAUGUGAAGGUAGGCUCACACCCAGGACUACCUGACAUGAUGGGUUUUGGCAGAAGGAGAUGGGAAAUUUCUCCCGAAGAAAUAUACAACAUGGUUAUGUAUCAAACAGGGGCUUUGAAGGCCUUCUUGGACGCCGAGGGUAUGCCGUUAAACCACAUCAAACCACACGGUGAGCUUUAUUUCUACAUGGAAAGGGAUGUCGAAGUAAUGAAGGCAGUUCUUAGAGCUGCUAAAGAUUUUGGCGUUCCUGUAAUUGGAGCCAAAAGCUUUACAUACGAAAAAAUCGCAAAGGAAAUGGGCGUCGAUUUGAUUCAGGAAUUAUAUGUCGACAUCGACUGGUGUGUUGAAGGCAAGUUGGUUUCUGUUCAAAAGUCUAGGCCUAAAAAUCCUGAAAUAAUUUAUGAUUCUGUAAUCGAGGCUGGCACUAAUGACAGGGUUAUCUCUUUUGAUGAAAAGGAUGUCCCUUUGAACUUCGGUGAAAAUCCUUUUAUGUUGUGUUUGCACUCUGAUAUGCCAACUGCUCUUGGGAACAUAAAAGCGGCAAGAAAGGCAAUUGACUUGCUAAAUUCCAAGAGAUCUUAG